This is a messenger RNA of Australozyma saopauloensis, 1110 nucleotides long. RefSeq names its product adenine deaminase (gene AAH1). The record is from RefSeq and is a predicted model, not a curated record. Gene Ontology annotation, biological process: purine ribonucleoside monophosphate biosynthetic process; adenine catabolic process; hypoxanthine salvage. Gene Ontology annotation, molecular function: adenine deaminase activity. Gene Ontology annotation, cellular component: nucleus; cytosol. NCBI's taxonomy places the organism in Eukaryota, Fungi, Ascomycota, Pichiomycetes, Serinales, Metschnikowiaceae. The transcript has a single exon. Bases 1 to 1110 code for a protein of 369 amino acids.
AUGAUCAUCGCCAGCCCAACUACAAUGUCUUACGUCUGCUGUGAUAAAUUUACCGAGUUCCUCAAAGAACUACCCAAAUGUGAGCACCAUCUCCAUCUCGAGGGUACUUUAGAGCCCUCGCUUCUCUUUUCUUUGGCCAAAAGGAACAACAUUACCCUUCCCAGCCAUUUUCCUCCCUCAGUUGAAGCUUGCAAUGAAAGAUACAGUAACUUCGCUGACUUGCAGGAUUUCUUGGAUCAUUACUACAUCGGAAUGAGUGUUUUGAUCACUGAAGAGGACUUCUAUGAGUUGGCAAUGGAGUAUUUCGCAAAGGCUGCAAAAGACGGCUGUUUGCAUUCUGAAGUGUUCUUUGACCCCCAGGGCCAUGUUGAAAGGGGAAUCCAUGUGGAUACCGUUGUCAAUGGCUUCAACAGAGCUUGUAAAGAUGCAAAUGAAAAAUUCGGAACAACCAACAAAUUAAUCAUGUGUUUGCUUAGGCACUUACCUAGUGCUGCUGGUUUGGAAACAAUCCUGAGCGUCUCGCACCAUUUCGAGAAUGGCACCAUACAUGGAUUGGGACUCGACUCUUCUGAGAAACCAUUUCCACCAGAAUUAUUUGUAGAAUGUUAUGCAGCUGUCAAAUCUCGUCAUCCUGAGGUUGGCUUGACCGCACACGCUGGCGAGGAGGGAGAUCAUACUUUUGUCACAAACUCCUUGGACUUAUUAAAGGUUACUCGUAUUGAUCAUGGCGUGAACUCCAUUCAAAGCGAAGAUCUCAUGGCUCGUUUGGCAGAAAACCGCACUAUGUUAUCGAUGUGUCCUCUCUCCAAUGUGAAGUUGCAAGUUGUUUCAGAUGUUGCAGAAUUACCCAUUAGAUCAUUUUUCGAGAAAGAUGUGCCUUUCUCUAUCAACUCGGACGACCCAGCAUACUUUGGUGGCUACAUCCUAGACAACUAUUUGGCUGUGCAUACCCGAUUUGGGUUCACUGUCGCUGAUUGGAAGAAGAUUGCCAUCAAUGGUAUCAAUGGUUCCUGGUGUAGCGAAUCUAGAAAAUCGCAAUUGUUAGCUAAAGUUGAUGAGGUCUGCGACAAAUAUAGCUCUUUGUCUGUAAUCCCUGCCGUUCCUAUCUAA